Phalaenopsis equestris is the source of this 1361-nucleotide messenger RNA. RefSeq names its product 2-C-methyl-D-erythritol 4-phosphate cytidylyltransferase, chloroplastic. NCBI's taxonomy places the organism in Eukaryota, Viridiplantae, Streptophyta, Magnoliopsida, Asparagales, Orchidaceae. Gene Ontology annotation, biological process: isoprenoid biosynthetic process. The transcript has 12 exons. Gene Ontology annotation, molecular function: 2-C-methyl-D-erythritol 4-phosphate cytidylyltransferase activity. The record is from RefSeq and is a predicted model, not a curated record. Bases 176 to 1102 code for a protein of 308 amino acids.
AUAUCUUUUUCAUGUGUCAAAAUAUCAUUCAUGCGGCAAAAUGUCAUUGGAGCCUAGCUUCGUCCGAACAAUAUUUUCUCCUCGUGCAGCGGAUUUAUCCCGCUCAGGUACCCUGCAUGCUGGCAUAGGUUUGCUCCUCGCGUGUAUCCCUCGCCUCCGUUAACGGAACCUUGUAAUGGCACUCCAAUUUCAGUUCCCAUUCUCUCGCCAUUAUCCAGCACGCCCUUCCUCAGUAUCCAACCCGCCCCAUGUGUUCAAAUUGUUUCCGAUAGCUCAUUGCCGGCAAUUCCCGACUCGAUCCCGCCAGCGCUCCGCAUAUGUUAGACUUGGACCGAUGGACAGAGCAGCUUUAAAGCCGGUUCAGAUACAUUGCAUUAGCCAUGAAGAAGGAAGACUUGAGGGCUCUGGAAUUGUGAAGGAUAGAAGUGUUUCAGUGAUUCUUUUGGCUGGAGGCAAGGGGAAGCGGAUGGGGGUAAGUAUACCAAAGCAGUACCUUCCUAUCUUAGGGAAACCAAUUGCCCUUUAUAGUUUUUACACUUUUUCUGAGUUAAGUGAAGUGAAAGAAAUAAUUGUAGUAUGCGACCCAUUCUACAAGGAUGUAUUUGAGGAUGCCCAUGAAGAAAUACAUGUAGAUAUCAAGUUUGCACUUCCUGGAAAGGAGAGACAGGACUCUGUUUUCAAUGGUUUGCAGGAAGUUAAUGAAGGUUCAGAACUGGUAUGUAUCCAUGAUUCUGCCAGGCCACUGGUAUCAUUUGAAGAUGUAAAGAAGGUUCUGAAAGAUGGAUGGCUGAAUGGGGCAGCUGUUCUUGGUGUUCCUGUAAAGGCUACUAUAAAAGAGGCAAACAAUGAUUUAUUUGUAGUAAGAACCCUUGACCGGAGAACUCUCUGGGAAAUGCAAACUCCACAGGUUAUCAAGCCUGAUUUACUCAGAGCUGGUUUUGAGCUUGUCAACCGACAAGGUCUUGAAGUCACUGAUGACGUAUCAAUCGUGGAACACUUGAAACAUCCUGUAUAUAUAACAGAAGGUUCUUACACAAACAUUAAGGUCACAACUCCAGAUGAUCUUCUAUUCGCAGAGAGGAUACUCAACAUGGAAAAAUGAGAUGAUUCUCUUUUUAAACUUUUAGUAAAGCAGACAUGGAGAUAUACAUUUAACCAUUUUUUAAAGAGCUCUGAUGACCUAACUUUAUAUACAUGUACCUCCAUAACUGGAAGAAGGAAAAUCAUACAGUUCAUCUUGUUUAAUUUGAGGAGCUUUUCACAGCAAUCUUAUUUUUGUCUAGAUGCAUCAGAUUAAGAGACUUCCUGCAGCAUUUAUAUUAAAUCCAUGAGUUGUUGUACAAUAUUUGGAAAUGUUAAAA